CUUGAUGACAAAAUAGUGAAGCACACAACCUUAUCUUUUAUUGCAUUUUUGCUACGGAGAGCUGAGAAGAAUAUUGAUUACUGCCUCAGUGAGGAGUUUUGUUCCAGGUCAGAUCACUAUUGCAAGCGUGUGAUGGAGGAUUUUGUGCAAAAUUAUCGAGAAGCUCUCUGUAAGAUGUUUCCUGACAUAACUAAUAUAGUUGCUAUAUGGCAAUCAUUAACUAAGAAAGAACAAAAUGAAAACCAGACAACAGAACAAGGAAGUCAAUACAAAUCUUCUUUAAAUGGUAAAGGAGCUGAAUUCAAGGAGUAUGACUUGAGCAAUUCAGGUGUCAUUCUCUUGAAAGCUGUGAUACUUCAAGUUCUGUGCCUCUAUCAAAAAGUAAUUCCCUAUGUGAUAACCCAAAGUACUUUUGACUACAGCAAAAUGCUGAAUGGCAUUUUUACUGAAAAUAUCAGGAGAUAUGUAGUACCUCCUGUUCUUCAGCACCAGAUGCUCAAGUUGUGUUUGGAUCUUCCUGCCAACAAGUUUUCUUGGUUCCAG
Molecule: messenger RNA, 543 nt
Organism: Erpetoichthys calabaricus (reedfish)
Lineage: Eukaryota; Metazoa; Chordata; Cladistia; Polypteriformes; Polypteridae
Product: nucleolar pre-ribosomal-associated protein 1-like
Exons: 4
Biological process (GO): maturation of LSU-rRNA from tricistronic rRNA transcript (SSU-rRNA, 5.8S rRNA, LSU-rRNA); maturation of 5.8S rRNA from tricistronic rRNA transcript (SSU-rRNA, 5.8S rRNA, LSU-rRNA)
Cellular component (GO): nucleolus
Source: RefSeq, a predicted model, not a curated record